GGGGAUCACACGUUGUACUGUCAAGUGACAGUUGACGUUGACACAAACACAUACAAAUGGGCGAAACCAGUGCGACAUAUGCAUGGGCAAACAACGUUCCACGUCGUUUGUUCGUCAAUUCUAGAAUGCGACGGCAUCAGCAGCAAAAGGUAGUUAAAAUAGAAAAAGAAUUAGAAUGUGGCAGCGAAAUUCUAACGACUGUAGGGCUGGUGGAAAAUUUUGACGAAAAACACUCGAGAAUUGUGCCGUAUAAUCUGCAGCAAGAAUUGCCUUGUAGUCGACGUGUAUUGUUUACGAUCAUUUCAAAACGUUCCAAUUGUGAAAUAGCUACACUGAGCUACACUCCAUGACGAAUUACUGACAGUCGUGAUGUAAGAGAAUGAAGUCAGACAGGUGGUCGGACGUGGUAUCAUCAGUAUGACAAACAAUAUCAUUGACAAAACUGCCUAAUGACUAGGGACUGUCCGAAGGAUGGGCAACUGCGCGAGCCGCGGCACCUCGAGGUAAUCGAUAAACGGGUACUCAUAAUUCUUACAAUAUGCACCUGUCAUUGAUAAAUUUUUUAUGCCUACUUCAAAACACGAUUGAUUAUACGGACAUAAAGGCGAAAGGAAUUUUCAUCGUAAAACAAAACUGUUUAUGGCGCGUAACGUGUCUUCCUAAAACAUUCCAAAUAUUUGUGAGCCAAACCAGUUAAAUCAUGGCAGAAGUUCACAAGGAACCUCACUUCGACAUCUUUAUUGAUGGAGAGAAAUUAAAUGAAGGCGCAGCAGAAAUUGUUAAACUUCUCCGACCCACAUGGCCCAUUGACGAAUAUCAGUUCAAGCUUUUCACGAAUGGGAUAUCUAACAAGCUCGUUGGUGUCUGGUGUGAAGAUCUCUACGAUGAGAUGAUUUUGAUACGGGUCUAUGGCCAUAAAACAGAUCUGUUUAUCGACCGCACAGCAGAAACUAGAAACAUCCGGCUGAUGCAUGCAGCGGGCUACACUCAUUGCUUGUAUGCUACGUUCAACAACGGACUUGCCUAUCAAUUCCUUCCAGGGGAUACGCUUACUGUUGACAGCGUCCGCAGCCCGCCCAUUUAUAAGUUGGUGGCCAAGAGAUUGGCUGAGAUGCAUAAGCUCAAUCCCAUUCAUCCAGAGAUAAGUACAGAGCCGUUCAUAUGGGAUAAAAUUGAAAAGUUCAUGCGUAUUAUGCCCAAGUCGUUCUCUGACAAAGAGAAGCAGGACAAAUUCAAAAAGAUAAUACGGCCCUAUGUGGAACUAGAAAAGCAAUACCAAUUGUUGAGGAAUGAGCUUUCGAAACUUGACAACGUUGUCGUUUUUGCACAUAAUGAUCUCUUAUUAGGCAAUGUACUUCACAAUGUCAAGGAAAAUACCGUCACAUUUAUAGAUUAUGAGUAUUCCGCUUAUAACUAUCAAGCCUAUGACAUUGCUAACCACUUUGCUGAAUUCGUUGGUCUGGAUGUGCCAGAUUACUCAUUGUACCCAGACGAGACUCUGCAGAGAGAUUGGCUUAGAUUGUAUCUUGAGGAAUACAAUGGCAGUCCAGAUGUCACAGAAAAUGAAAUAAAAAAAUUGUACAUUCAAGUUAAUAAAUUCUUGCUUUUGAGCCACUUCUUUUGGGGCUGCUGGUCUCUUAUACAAAGUGAACAUUCGCUCAUUGGCUUUGAUUUUUUAGAAUACGCAUCAAUAAGGUUUAACGAAUUUUUCAAACAAAAAGAUCAAUUAUUCGUUUCGGAAUGAAUGGCCAUGUAUUGGAAUCGAAACAAUCACCAAGUAAUCAGUUAUAUUUCUAAUUCGAAGGGCCUGGCGCGUCCUUUAUUACCUUAUAUCAUGAUCUGAUCAAUUUUACCUUUAUUCAGCUGCCAAUGCUGUUAUUUGGAUUUUAAUUUUUAUGGGAGGGGUUGAAACGUAUAUCAUAUUAUCAAUGUUCACGUUGAUAUUGUUAUUAUUGUUAUUAUUAUACAUAUGAAGCAUUUAAUUUUAUUUGUGCAAUAUGGUCAGAGGAAUAAAACUUUUUGGCUGUG
This is a messenger RNA of Diprion similis, 2028 nucleotides long. It is a transcript of the gene eas, whose product is annotated as ethanolamine kinase. Gene Ontology annotation, molecular function: ethanolamine kinase activity. The record is from RefSeq and is a predicted model, not a curated record. Lineage: Eukaryota; Metazoa; Arthropoda; Insecta; Hymenoptera; Diprionidae. Bases 701 to 1744 code for a protein of 347 amino acids. Gene Ontology annotation, cellular component: cytoplasm. Gene Ontology annotation, biological process: phosphatidylethanolamine biosynthetic process. The transcript is spliced from 7 exons.